AUGACUUUGCCGUCUAUGGACUCGACAUGGGGCCUUCACUGGCGCUCAUCGGCAUGGUUCAUCGUCACCGCGAUUAUCAUAGCCCUCUUCACCGAUACAUUCCUGAAUAGCUUCAUCGUCCCGAUCCUUCCGUAUAUGAUUGAGGACCGGAUCAGCUUAGACCCUUCGCGCACGCAGAGUAUAAUUACCUGGCUGUUCUUUGAGAGCGCUGCUGUCAGUCUGCUUCUAAGAAUGCCGUUGGCGCAUUUUGCAGACAAGUCUACGUCGAAGCGGAAGUGGUUCAUGUGGGCGCUGGUCAUCGCUCUCACUAGCACGAUUGCAACGGCAGCCUCGUCUUCUUUGGCUGUACUGUUCGUCAGUCGGUUCGUGCAGGCUUUCGCCAAUAGUAUCAUGUGGGUUGUGGGAUACUCGACAUUAGCUGCCACAGUUCCGAUUCAACACACAGCCAAAGUAUACUCUGUUGUGUCUGUUGCAAGCUCGCUAGGUGCCUCCAGUGGACCCAUGCUAGCUGGAAUGUUGUUCCAACUAGCAGGGUACUGGAUGGCAUGGACCUUGGCGUUUGCAAUCAUCGCCGUCGACAUCAUAUUUCGUCUAUUGAUGGUUGAGAAACCCACUGUCGAGGAACCAGUGACUGUUCCUGCUGUAGACCCUGUCGUCAAACAAGACUCCCCUUCAGAACACUCACCCCUUCUCUCAUCCCGACGUUACUCUAACAGUUACGAUACCACCACCCCUCAAAAGCACCCCCAGCCAGCACCAAACUUCUACAAAUGCCUCUUCGGAAAGCGCAACUACACCGCAGGCCUAUGGUGCGCCUUCAUAUUCGGCAUCAUAUUCACAGCAUUCAAUGCCACCGUGCCUCUCCACGUCCGGGACAAAUUCCAAUGGGGCGGAAUGAAAUCAGGACUGAUCUUUGCAGCGCUACAAUUUCCCCGUCUCCUAAUGUCCCCCUUCGUGGGCUGGCUGAAAGACCGCAUAGGAACACGCAUCCCAACAGUGUAUGGAUUCGCCGCACUGACUCCAUUGCUUUGGCUCUUGGGUAUUCCAGGAAGUGGGCUAUACCAAUGGGCAGAUACCAAAGACCGAGGACCAGCUCUGUAUGUGCUUACUAUGAUUCUGAUUGGUAUGAACACUAGCUUUUUGAACGGGGCAGGAAGUAUCGAAGCGACUAUUGCAGCCAAUGAGCUGGAAAACGAAUACCCCGGGGCAUUUGGUCCCGGUGGUGGUAAGGCGCGUGCUAUCGCUCUCUCUGGUGUCUCGUUUAUUUUGGGUUCUUGUGUUGGUCCUGUCCUGGCUGGAGUACUCAAUCAGGAAUUCGGGUACUAUACGAUGAAUUGCGUUAUCGCCUCAUUAUCUGCUCUGAGUGCCAUCGUGGCGUAUACUUCCCUCCCAAAGAGAAGAUCCACAAACGCGUGA
This is a messenger RNA of Penicillium nucicola, 1416 nucleotides long. RefSeq lists its product as uncharacterized. Gene Ontology annotation, molecular function: transmembrane transporter activity. Lineage: Eukaryota; Fungi; Ascomycota; Eurotiomycetes; Eurotiales; Aspergillaceae. The record is from RefSeq and is a predicted model, not a curated record. Gene Ontology annotation, biological process: transmembrane transport. The transcript is spliced from 5 exons. Bases 1 to 1416 code for a protein of 471 amino acids.